Molecule: messenger RNA, 1042 nt
Organism: Tauraco erythrolophus (red-crested turaco)
Lineage: Eukaryota; Metazoa; Chordata; Aves; Musophagiformes; Musophagidae
Source: RefSeq, a predicted model, not a curated record
AGAUAUUUGGUCUCUUGGCUGUGUGCUUUAUGAGCUAUGUGCACUAAAGCAUCCUUUUGAAGGCAAUAGUUUGCACCAGCUGGUGCUGAAGAUCUGCAGAGGACAUUUUCAGCCAGUGUCUCCCAACUAUUCAUAUGACCUGAGGAUAUUGAUUUCUCAAUUGCUUAAAAUAUGUCCAAGAGAUCGACCAUCUGUUAACUCUAUUCUAAGGAAGCCCUUCUUGCAGAAGCUCGUUCUCAGGUAUUUGCCUCCUGAGGAAGAACUCGGUCACACUGUGAUACAUAGAAAAAGGUCUUCAGACUCGCAGCCUGGAGCCCAGCCGAUACAAGCAUAUAAACUUCAAAAAAGGAAAGUCCAAGACCAAGUUUCUCCGGAGUCUAGAAUGGUGAUGCCUGUCAAGAAACAGGAAUUAUUUCAAAGAAAUGAAUGGAAACCUGCUUCAAGAGGACAACAGCCUAUUUUUCAGCCACAGAGCUCCAGAUUUAACAUGGAAGAAAGGCCAGAAAGUAUUAGAGUACAUGGCCGUUAUGGUCAUUACUAUGACAAACUUGACAACUUGCAGAGGAAAGCUAAUGCACAUUAUGACCUUUCUCAUAUCAGCCAAAGAGUUGAGGAAUACUAUAAAGUGAAAGGGCAAGUUGCACCGCCACCCCCACCACCCAACUGGCCCGCAGAAUAUCUUCAAAGACGUUUUGAAGCCGAACAGUACAAGAUUAAAGUGGAAAAACAGCUGGGACUGCGACCAUCCUCUGCUGACCCAUAUCAUGACCAAAUACAGCGGCAGAAAAUAAAGGAAGAACAUCUCGAAAACCAUCAGCAAGGCAUGUUUAGAAAGAAGGAAAUGAAAGAACAGGAGUACCUGAAACAAUUGCAGAAAAUUCGGGAAGAGUACCACAGUGAUAUGAAAGAAUUUAGAUUUAGAGCAGGAGUACUCCAGGAGAAUCAAAAAAUACAAGAUAAAACCUAUCUUUUGAGGCAAGGGAAGGCUGAGGACCAGUCUGAAACCAAGGAUACAGCUGGAACAAAAGAAGAAUCACUUCAG